AUGGAUGGUGGCUCGCAAGUCCUGGAGGAAGAAGCUAUCGACGAGGCCAUCUUAAGACUAGCAGCCUUAAAGUCAAGAAGAUCGACGUUGCGUCGCCAGAUCACGAUGACCAACAGACAGAUCGAGUCUUUGAUCAGUGUAAGGGGUUCAAGAAGAGCCUUGCGCGGAUGUCUACGCCACGUUGAAGAGUUGCUGCUGGAGAGUACACGGUUGCAUUCCGAGAUAUUAUCGAUCGAAGACAACGACGCGGAGGCCGAAAGACAAGAUUCUAAUCAUUUAGGCUAUAUCACGCGUUCGAGUGAUCUGGCCAUUGCUGCGCAAGUCUAUUUGAACAGUCGAGAUGGAGACGCCGAGUCGGUCAUCGGACAAAACAUCAUCCCGAACCCAGCGCCUGUAAUCCCAGCGCCUGUAAUCCCAGCGCCUGUAAUCCCAGCGCCUGUAAUCGACCCAGUGGAAGCACAGGGAAGAGAACGUGCUCGUCAGGAAGAGGUUGCCAACGCAUUGAUGAGAGCAGAACAAGCUCGUGAACGAAUGGAUAGGGCUUGGGAGGAAGCGGAUGAGGCUCAAAAUGCUCUCAGGUCUCUGGGAAUAGAGAAUCCAAGAAGGAAUCAGCUGCCCGAAGAGGACCGGUUUACGUCAGUUAGUCAACACCCUAUUACUCCAGCCGAAGAUGGAUCGGAGCAGCAACGCCGACUGAACAUCAACAACAAUCAAGAGAAUCCUGACACCUGGAUCGACCUAUACAGUGCGGGCCUGCUUCCACCCGUCGUUGCCACUCAUAGCACGCGUUCAUCAGUGUCGGCCGAGCUAGAGUCUUUCGAAGGAAAGGCACUCGAAUGGUUCUCUUGGAUUGAUCUAUUCAGAGCACUAGUACAUGACACUCCUAAGUCAGCUGGUGAGAAGUUGGCGCUUUUGAAGAGAUACUUACGCGGGGACUGUUUGGAUUUAGUCUACGGUCUAGGAGGUGGUGAACCAGCGUACAUUGAAGCUCUUGUGCGUCUGAAGCAGACUUUCGGAAGACGUGACGUCAUGAGAGCAGCCCAUCAUCAAGCCAUCGGGAAACUCGAACCAAAGCAGGACCCGGGAUCAUUCAAGCGAUUUGCGGAGAGGAUCCGCACUCAUCUAUUUGACCUCAGCAGGAUCGGGGAGACCGGCACAACGGAUCUGAUCGAGAAAAUUUGCCUGAAGCUUCAGUUGCACGAUCGAUUGGCCUGGAAUGAAGGGAGACGAGGACGGAUUGAAGAUCGGAGCCUGAAUGAUUUCGGUAUGUGGCUGUGUUCUCGCGCCUCCGCGUAUCAAAACGCGUUCAGCAUAGCAGCAGACCAGGUCAAUCCAAACUCGAGCAAGCUAUCCAAUCAGAAACGUCAAGCCCGGACAAAUCAAAGUUCGACCAAGUCAUUUGACGGGCAGAAAAAGGAGUCUAGUCGUUUUAACGGUAAACCGUUCUGUUUCAAAUGUGAGAAGGAGCAUCGAUUGGUUGAUUGUGAAGAUUUUAAAUCGCUUUCCGUCGGGGAACGUCUUACAUUUUGCAUGCGUCGACGUCUUUGCUUCUACUGCUUUUCAACCAAGCAUUCAGUUCGUGAGUGCGACAGACGGAAGAUAUGCAAGCAUGCCGGUUGCGGUUUUUAUCAUCAUCAGUUGCUGCAUAGUUCCACCAAGGAAGGUUCGCCGUCGGAAAAGGAGAGUGAAGAGAAAGCAAGACCUACGACAGCGAGGACUGGUGCCCCCCAACGCGUAGCCAUGGGUAUGCUGCGACUACCAGUAAUGGCUGAAGAUGGCAGUUGGGUUUUAGCCAACAUUUUUAUCGACGAAGGAAGCGACACGACUUUAAUGCGUAGUGCAUUCGCCAAGGUGCUGAAGCUUCGUGGGCCACCUCAGUUUCUAACCGUGGACGGAGCCGGUGGAGUAAUCACUCGUCAUCGUUCGAGUAGGAUCCAGUUUCGAGUUCAAGCUGCUGAUGGAGAUAUCCUGUCUCUGGAAGGAUCCACUAUGAAGAAGGUGGCUAGUCCAACACCGGUGACAGACUGGAAUAAAGAAAAGGUCCAAUGGCCUCACCUGGCGAGUCUCCCGCUCGGAGAGACAGGAGGAGGAGUUGACAUUUUAGUUGGAUUAGAUCAUGCCCAUCUAGUAGCGGUCAUUGAAUCAAGAGUCGGAUUGGAGAAAGAACCUAUUGCCUCCAAGACGGCGUUCGGGUGGAUCGUUCGAGGCGUUAUUGAAGGUCGAGUAAACGUUACAUCCGUUCGGAGCUGCAAGAUAUCCGGAAGCGCCUCGUUAGCCAAUCUCGCCACGGAAAUGCGUCGGUUUUGUGAUACUGAAGACUAUGGAACCGAACAUCAGAUUGGGUGUGUCUCACCUGAGAAUAAACGAGCUCUCGAGAUCGUCCAGGAGAAGACGAAACGAUUGGAGGUUGGUUACGAGGUACCAAUCAUCUGGCGUGAAGGAGAUCCCAACUUGGACAGCAAUCGUCCGAUGGCGGAGAAUAGAUUCCGGAGCUUGCUGAACCGUUUCAGACGUCAACCGGAGUUCGAGAGGGACUAUCGAGCGGCCGUUCAGAAAUACCUAGAUCAAGGUUAUGCAUCCCGUGUUCCAGAUCCGGCCAGCGCUCUAUACUUUCUAGCACAUCAUGGAGUAUAUAAAGGGACGAAACUACGAGUAGUUUACGACGCCGCCGCCGCCUUCAAAGGAAAAUGUCUGAACGACGCCAUCAUCAGUGGUCCCGCCUUGCAGCCAUCAUUGGCUGCGGUCAUCAUCCGUUUCCGUGAAGGAGAGAUUGCCUGGGCCUCAGAUAUUGAGGCCAUGUUCAGCCGUUUUCGUCUUUCUAGUGAAGAUCGUAACUACUUCUGCUUUUUAUGGCAGGAGAAGGACGCUGCCGAGCUAAUUGUUUGUCGAAUGGAUCGACUCCCAUUCGGAGUCAACUGUUCACCGUUUGUAGCUAUCUACACCGUCCGUCGCAUUUUAGAAGACGCCGGAGUGCCAGAAAGUGUGAUUCAAGCCGUCAAGGAAAGAAUGUACGUCGACGACUAUUUGGGUUCCGCUCCAUCAGUAAAGGAAGCAGUUGAAGAAGCCGUUACCGUCAAGGAUGCAUUGGCCAACUCGGACCUUAACCUCCAAAGCUGGUUUUCAAAUUCCAUUGACUUCCUGCGAGCAGUGUCAAGAACGGAGCCGGAACCUGAUUCAAUCUCUGCUCAUCCGCUCACGGGUGAGAACACAGAAAAGGUGCUCGGAAUCGUCUGGGAUCCAAAGGCUGAUCUGCUGGGAUUCAAGGUGGACAAAAUGCUCGAUUCUUCCUUUUCAAGAGUUGAUUUGGUCAGCAAAGUGGCCAGCGUCUUCGAUCCGUUGGGUACAGCAUCGCCCUUUAUCGUCAAGGCUAAGAUCCGUUUGAGAAUUUUGGGUCUCAAAGGGCUCGGAUGGACGGAUUUAAUUACUGGUGACGACGAAAUUUGGUGGAGAAAAUGGUUUCUCUCUUUAGAGCAGCUCAACACGAUGAAAAUGCCACGAUGUCUGUUUCCCGAUCGAGCCCAGAUCUCCACGGUUGAUAUUCACGCCUUUGGAGACGCUUCAGAAGAAGCCUAUGCUGCCGUUAUCUACCUUCGCGUUGUCUACUCAGAUGGCAGGAUACUGGUACGUCAAGUCAAGGCAGCGAAUAAGAUCGCCCCGAAGAAAACUAUUUCAGUGCCCAAGCUGGAAUUGAAUGCUGCGUUACUAGCUGCUCGUCUUCUCCGAACGGUUCAUUCCAUCCUCAAGCCAAUGAUUCAACGGCGUUUUCUCUGGACGGAUAGCAGUACGGUCCGGAAUUGGAUCCGGGCGACCGCAGCUUACUACCAAGUCUUCGUGAGCAAUCGCGUCGGAGAAAUUCAGACCAUCACGGAGCCAGAAGAGUGGCGUUUUAUUCCAGAAGUAUUAAACCCAGCCGAUCUCGCCACCCGCUCAUCGAUUGAUGAACAGCCAAUUCCGUCCAUGUGGUUGGACGGACCGGAAUUCUUAAUGCAAUCGGAAGAUAGCUGGCCAGUGGAUCUCCCAUGGAUGGCCGUAACUGAAGAAAUGCGCUCGAGCCGUUCAUAUUCUGCCGCCGUAAAGAAGGAUACUGGUCAUUGGAAGGAGAUUCAAAUAGGACCCGGCGACAUUCCAGCCCUAUCCAAGCUGGACGAGAAAUAUCAGGAGCUGGUCAAGGCGUGUCAGUCGAAGGUGUACGAAAAGGAGUUGCAUCGUCUCAAGAAGGGCAAACCGCUCCAUUCUACUUCGAGUCUGUUGGCCUUGGCUCCUGUGCUCGGUCCAGAUGGCGUGCUACGGCUUGGAGGACGGGCUGGACGCGCAAAACUACCAUACGACCAGUUACAUCCACCUCUGCUUCCCGGGAGUCAUCCAUUCACCGAGAAAAUCAUCAUCGCCUUUCAUGAACAUCUUAAGCAUCCGGAAGUCAUACAUUCCGACAAUGGAACCAACUUUGUCGGUGCUGAGCGAGUGUUACGAGAAGCAGUGGAGAAAAUGUAUGCAGAUGAAGCUAUUCCAAAAUUCCUAAAAGAAGUCAACAUCAAAUGGACCUUCCAGCCAGCCCGGACCCCACAUUUUGGUGGCACGCACGAAUCGCUGGUCCGAUCCACCAAACGAGCCCUGUACAACGCCUUAGAGCAAGAAGGGGAAAAAUUUCGUUACCCAACAGAAGACUUGUUCCGCACAUUGCUGUAUGAAGUAGCUGGACUUCAAAACCCCCGGCCGUUGACCUACGCUAGCUCGGAUCCGGAGGAUUUUCGCCCGCUCACUCCGAACGAUUUCCUAAAUCGGCCGCCGACGUCAUAUCCGCCUGCUGGAUCCUUCGACGAUGCUUCGCCUCGAGAGCACUAUCGCUACCUGCAGCGGGUGCUAAAUUUGUUUUGGAGCAUGUGGAAAACUACGUAUUUGCAGUCGUUAGCUGCAAGAAAGAAGUGGAAGAUCAAGCGUCCAAAUCUGGAAGUGGGCGACGUCGUAUUGGAGAUCAACAAGAACUUCCGGCGUGGAGAGUGGAGUAUUGGACACGUCGCCAAGGUAUUCCCAGGCACAGAUGGAUGUGUUCGAGCUGUCGAUAUUCAACUUCCAACCGGAAUCUUUCGCCGAGGAAUAACUGAACUUUGCCUACUAGAAUCCAGCUCGUCCGUCCAACCGGACUCGGGGGAGAAUGAAUCGGCGAAAUCUGUAUUAUUACAAUCUGGCAACGUCUAA
Messenger RNA from Daphnia pulicaria, 5196 nucleotides. RefSeq lists its product as uncharacterized. Gene Ontology annotation, molecular function: nucleic acid binding; aspartic-type endopeptidase activity. Gene Ontology annotation, biological process: DNA integration; proteolysis. The transcript is spliced from 2 exons. The record is from RefSeq and is a predicted model, not a curated record. The coding region runs from base 1 to 5196 and encodes 1731 amino acids. NCBI's taxonomy places the organism in Eukaryota, Metazoa, Arthropoda, Branchiopoda, Diplostraca, Daphniidae.